This is a messenger RNA of Nomia melanderi (Alkali bee), 1942 nucleotides long. RefSeq names its product deoxyribonuclease II (gene DNaseII). The record is from RefSeq and is a predicted model, not a curated record. Gene Ontology annotation, biological process: apoptotic DNA fragmentation. Gene Ontology annotation, molecular function: deoxyribonuclease II activity. NCBI's taxonomy places the organism in Eukaryota, Metazoa, Arthropoda, Insecta, Hymenoptera, Halictidae.
GUUCAGUCUCUCUGCGGAGUGCAGACUGUAAUGACAGUAGUAUCGUUCCUCGAACAGCUGUUGAACCGUGUCGUGAUUUAUUUGUGAAAAAUGUUGUCGACCACGUCGCGUGUCCUACGCCACACGAUCGCUUGGCUGCUCGUGUGUAACGCUGUAAACGGCAAUGUCCAAAAUCGGUUGCAAUGCAAAGACGAGAAUAACGCACCGGUUGACUGGUACGUGCUGUAUAAAUUACCGAAAACCUCGACGAGCAGCAAUCCCUUGAUCAGAGAUGGCUACGCGUAUCUGUACGCAACGAAUGCAACCAUUGGGACCGGUUGGCAUUUGUCCACAAGGUCCAUUGCUGCGAACAAUUCUAUCCCUGGAAUAACGUUAGCGCCUCUCUACGACCAAAAAAAUGAAGACAAAAGCAUGUGGACCUUAUACAACGACAGUCCGCCGGACACGCCGGCCGUCUUCAAGUAUGGCCACACGAAGGGCGUGGUGAUGGUGAACAGCGAGCAAGGUUUCUGGUUGAUCCACAGCGUCCCGAAUUUCCCAGCAGUCCCGGAGGGCGGCGAGGUGACGCGUCCCUCGAAGAGAGUGAACGUAACGAUUCAAGGUAAAUACAAUUACCCGGAAAGUGGGACAUUCUACGGGCAGAGCUUUCUGUGCAUCUCGCUGGGCAGCGAUCAGUUCAACGUUCUCGGCGAGCAGCUGAUGUACAACGAGAUAACGGUGUACGCGAAGAACAUCCCGGAGUCGCUCGGCGCACGGUACCCGAUGCUGACGAACGCGAUCAAUCAGAAGCGCGUCAAGUCGCCCCCGUACAACCGUAAAGCCGUCCUGAGAUCCCUAGGGUCCACCAAUUUCACUUCGUUCGCGAAAGGGAGCAAAUGGCAGAAAGAUCUGUAUGCUGACUUCGUCGCGCCGCAACUGCAAACCGACCUGUACGUGCAGUCCUGGCUGAACGGCCGCGGCAAGCUGCCUUCCACCUGCAGCCGUAGAAAGAUCUACAACGUGAAAUCCUUGAUAUUCGACGCGGCGAACAUCGAUUUCACGAGCAGCCGCGAUCACUCCAAGUGGGCCAUAACCGUGACCAACAGAACGACCACGCACUGGGUCUGCGUCGCCGACAUCAACAGAGCUGACACGCAGUAUUCCCGGGGCGGGGGAGCGGUGUGCUUGAAGCAGCCGUCGUUGUGGAUCGAUUAUCGGAAUGCUAUAAACGACGUAGAGCCCUGCCAUUCCAGGGGACAAAACAAUACCGGAAACGAGAAACGGGCAAGUUCGGCGAAGCAUCUGGUAGCGGAUGCUUGGAAAAACAAGCCGGUCGCCGCCUAAAGGGGAUUAAGAGGAGAAACGCGGGCAACCGGACAGAAAUGGAUUCCUUUAACCCGCUGCGCGGACAAUUUUUCACGGAGCUCGGAUCAUCACUGAUGAAACACAUCGUUUAUGCAAAUUCAAGGUUUCAAGAGCAAAAUCAGAACAAUAAAUUACCAAGGAAAACCGUCUCGACAAAUAUUAUGAGCACUAUACUUUAGCUACUUCAUACAUCCACGAUCAUUCUGCGCGAUUUUACGCUUCCUCUCGGGAACGCAACGAGAUCCGCAGUCUGUUAACAACUGUUUACAUUAUUCUUUGCAUCGGGAUGUACGUGGGAUGCGCCGGGGAAUGCGAGAUUCGCACGGGCCCUGUUCGCCGCGAUAAAAGUUGCCCGGCGAAGAUUACGCGCGACAGGUUUGUUCCAUCGAUACGUAACAUUCCGAGUCGUCGCGGUCGAAGGGUCGCAGAUUUCGGGUGAAACGCCGAGCGUGUACCGGUGUACGGCGAGCGGGUAUGAAAUUUCGCCAGCUGGAAAGACGAGGAGACGACGCCGCGUUGUUCGCAGCGAUAUUUCAGCAUUAAAGGUGGCCUGUUCCGCAUACUAAAAUCCCGUGCACCGUCCAAAUAUACGCGGAAC